Messenger RNA from Elgaria multicarinata webbii, 5371 nucleotides. It is a transcript of the gene LMBRD1, whose product is annotated as LMBR1 domain containing 1. The record is from RefSeq and is a predicted model, not a curated record. The coding region runs from base 42 to 1667 and encodes 541 amino acids. The transcript has 16 exons. Lineage: Eukaryota; Metazoa; Chordata; Lepidosauria; Squamata; Anguidae. Gene Ontology annotation, biological process: protein localization to lysosome. Gene Ontology annotation, cellular component: lysosomal membrane.
CGCUGCCGCUCUUCGUGUCUGCGUUGUUGCCGGAAGUUAAGAUGGCGGCGUUUACCGCCGAGACGGACCUGGUCACGGGCUGGUGUCUCUUCGGCAUCGCUUUACUGGUUAUCCUUGCUUUCUGCUGGGUUUAUGUCCGCAAAUACCAGAGUAGACAGGAAAGUGAAGUAAUUUCUACUAUAACAUCUAUUUUUGCUCUGGCAAUUGCACUUAUUACAUCGGCACUCUUACCAGUGGACAUUUUUCUUGUUUCUUAUGUGAAGUACCAAAAUGGUACUUUUAAGGACUGGGCUGAUGCAAAUGUUACAAGACAAAUUGAAGACACAGUAUUAUAUGCAUACUACACACUGUAUUCCAUCAUAUUGUUCUGUGUGUUCCUAUGGAUCCCUUUUGUCUACUUCUACUAUGAGGAGAAGGAUGAAGAUGAUGGCAACACAUGCUCACAGGUUAAAACUGCAUCCAAGUAUACACUAGGAUUCCUCCUGGUUUGUGCUGUUCUUCUACUAAUUGGAGCCUUUGUUCCAUUGGAUAUUCCCAACAAGAACAAUUCAACUGAAUGGGAGAAAGUGAAACUUUUAUUUGAAGAACUUGGAAGCAGCCAUGGUUUGGCUGCUUUAUCCUUCUCUAUAAGUUCCUUGACCCUUAUUGGAAUGGUGGCAGCUAUUACCUAUACAGCUUAUGGCAUGUCCGCUUUGCCUCUAAACCUAAUAAAGGGGACAAGAAAUGCUAGUUAUGAACGCUUGGAAAACACUGAAGAUAUUGAGGAAGUUGAGCAAAGCAUACAAAGGAUUAAAUCAAAGUGUAAAGAUGCCCGGCCUUUACCAAGUCGGGAUAGGCGAACGCUGCAACAACUUGAAGAUAAGCUAAGAACCCUUCGAAGGAGAGGGCGGCGUCUGGAAUACAUUGAGAAGAGCUGCUGGACAAGAUUCUGUGGAGCCAUGAGGCCGCUAAAAAUUGUAUGGGGAAUAUUUUUCAUCCUUGUGGCCUUGCUGUUCACAAUUUCUCUCUUCUUGUCAAACUUGGAUAAAGCACUACAUUCAGCUGGCAUAGAUUCUGGAUUUAUAAUCCUGGGAACUAAUUUGACCAACCCACUCAAUAUGCUGUUACCGGUUCUACAAACUGUUUUCCCUCUCGAUUAUAUCCUCAUUACUACUAUCAUCAUGUACUUCAUCUUCACCUCAAUGGCAGGAAUUCGAAACAUGGGUAUAUGGUUCUUCUGGAUAAGGCUGUACAAGAUCAGACGGGGGAGGACACGACCACAAGCACUUCUCUUUCUCUGCAUGAUACUUCUAUUGAUAGUUCUUCACACCAGCUAUAUGAUCUACAGUUUGGCCCCUCAGUACGUUAUGUACGGAAGCCAAAAGUAUCUAAUUCCGAAUAAUAUGACACUUGAUGGACAUAUGACAAAUGUGACCACAAAUCUAUCAAAAGUCUGCGAUGCAGAUGCCCCAGAAGACCAGUGCACUGUUACCCGAACUUAUUUAUUCCUUCACAAAUUCUGGUUCUUCAGUGCUGCGUAUUACUUCGGCAAUUGGGCUUUUAUCGCAGUCUUCUUAAUCGGAUUAAUAGUGUCCUGCUGCAAAGGAAAAAAAUCUGUCAUUGAAGGUGAAGUAGAUGAAGAUGAUUCAGAUAUAAGUGACGACGAGCCAUCGCUCUAUUAUGGUUGACAGCCCGUACUCCUGAAGGUUGAAGGAUGCAAUGUAAAACUGUGAAAAUGUCAUUUUGGUUUGGACUUUAUUCUUGGAGAAGUUCACAUUUGCCAAUGUUGAAAGGGGAUAAGUGAUGUAAAGCUGAAUUGGGAAUUUUUGAGCAUCUUAUUACCCUAUGAUUAAUCAAAUAUGUACAUAUGUAACCACAAAAGAGAUAAUUUUAUGCAGGAAUGAUUAAAAAGUACUAUUUUUGAGUAUAUAUUGAUGCUGUGAAAUCAUUUAAGUUAGCUUUCUGUUAAACUUUAGUUUUAAAUUACUUUAUGCUUUGUUCCCCAUGAUAAGGUAGAAAAGGCAUGUGUCUUACAGGAACCUGAAGCUUACAUUUGCCAGUGCUUGUUGAUAUAUAACUAUUAGUGAGUAAAAGCACAAUACUGUACUGUUCCCUCCCAUGUCAUACACAACUGUAGUAUACUGGGACCAAGACCCAGGCUUACUGGAUGCCUUCCCUGUAGAAUAUAAUUGAACUGGGAGAUCUCACAUAUAUUUGAACAUGUUUCUUCCUAUAACUCUGCAAUAUAGAACAUGCUUAUUGCAGGGUUAAGGAAAUCCUUCCUUCAGGUAAAUGUGGGAUCUCCAAGUACAGUUCUUAAAAUAUUCAGUGGGACAGAUGCAAGAGAGAAUACCCAUGCCUUUCUCAACCCUAACAUUCAUGGGAAGGGGUGGGGUGGAAAAAGUGGUGUAGCCUGUACACACCCACAUAUUGAAUAUACCCAAAAGGUUCUCUGUCCAAAGAAGAACAUAAACGAAGGUACAGAUUCCAUUCUUUCUGUAGUUUGGAGAUUGCUGUUCCUCCAUCGUCUAAUCUAGAAGUAUGUGUGGAUUUUUAAAAUAUGUUGAGUAUUACUCACCAAGAUUAGUUAUUGUUUGCUUUUUACCAUCUCCCAGCUGAUUAAUACCAAAUAAGUUGAAGUGAUUUUUUUUAAACAGUUGAAAUUUGUAUACAUUGUCAUUUUGUUUAGAUGUAUAACUAAAUGCAAUGUCUGCUUAAAAUCAUGCAAAGAUUUUCUGUAUCAUUUUGUAAAAUAAACUAAUCAGGAGCUUGACUACAUGCAACUCUGAAACAUUCUUGUAACCUGAAAUCUGAUACUUAAUUUUAACUCUGGUCUUUGCUGUUUUAGACUUAACUUUCCUCCUUAAAUUAUUACAGUUAAAACAAAUGCUUGUAAAUGACAGUUUUCCAUGCUGCAGCAAUUUUGAGUAUUGUCUCAAUAUUUUGUAAAAUAAUAUUUAAGGUUCAUCCUUGCUGCUUAAUUAUAACGGCAUGUGAAUUAUUUGAUUUAACCUGUUCUAGUUUCUGGAUUUCCAAUUACAGUAGCAAUUGUUGUUUAUUUUCUCAAAACAAUGGUCUGGCCUUCGGGGAGAGAGAAAAAUGGGCUAACAGCACCAUCCUUUUGGGAUGGCCCAUAUGUCUCCGAACUUGAAGGCUUAUGGCCAUCCAGUGCAGAGUGAGAGGAGUGGCAGAGGCAAUCUCCGCCUCCCUGCUUCUCUCACUCUAUACUUUAGCUAGAUGGGCUUUUUCACCCAUCUAGCUGGGGUGAGUCAGAGGGGGAGGGAAGGAUGCUGCAGAGACCUGGGGCUAUAGCAUAACCCAGCCUCUCCAGAACACUCCCCAUCACUAGAAUUUCCCCUUUGCCCCCUCUCCAAGGUAGCUUUUGUGAUCUCAGAGAAGGAGCCAGCACGGUUCUUUCCACGCCAGUUCUGAGAAGGCAGGGAGCAGGGAUUCUGGGCUCUAAGGUCGAAGCGCUGUCUCCAACCUCUGAUCCAGGAAUCUAAAAUAUUCUAUCCCACCCACCCCAGACGCUGUCUAGGUACCAUAGGAUUGCUCACUCUGUGUGUGUGUGCGUGUGUGUGUUGGAAGAGGCAUAUGAAAGGUGUAGCCUCCUUAACUUUAAUGUAUCUUAGCACAUUUCUUAUUGCAGCACAGUAAAAUUUCAUUAUUUGCUAUUCUGCUUUCCUUAUAUUACCUCGCUUAUCUUCAUUGCUUGUCAAUGCAGGUAAAAUACUUGACCACAGAUUAAAGGAAGCUUGUGGUGGUCCUUAAAAACAAAUACCUAAAGGCCUGGCUGUGACUUCUGUGUGAUUCUACAUAAUUGGAAAUAAAACAAUGAGCCAUCUUAAAGAAACUGACAUUUAUUGCAUACUUUGCAUAUCAAUGUGUAUUUAAAGGGGUUUCAAUCAUAAAGGCAUGCUCUAAUAUGCAGAGAUCUGUAUCAGCUCUUGCAUACAGACUGGCCCAUUCAUUUCAGGAAAGGAUUUAUAAACACGGUUCUUUUAGCAUCUUGGGCCUGUCUAUUGAAAAGAGCAGGAAGGGUACUUCUGCAUCAGAGUUCCUGCAUGUGGUAUAAUUACAAUACUUAUCUAAUGAACUUGCUGACAAAGCUCUUAAAAUACUCAAUGCCCGUGAUUCUUUUUCUAUGGUUGACAACCAGGUUGCUGAGCACUUUUUCAUUUAUUGCCCUGUAUAAAUCUUAAUUGGCAUUUAUCUGAGCUGUGUUAACAAUUGUAAAUGGGUCCUUGUUUUUCAUUAUUUCACUUUGCCACUACAUUCUGCUGAAGAUAGAUUGUGCCCUUUGACAUGACCAUUAAUUUUGGUGCAUAGGUAUGAGUGCACUCUUGGAGUGCCAGGGAGGAGCACUCUCUCAGUAUCCAAUAUGUCCUUCACAUUUCUAAGACGCAUAGGGUUCUUCUUUAAGAGCCAAAUGGCCAUUAAUUCUUCUAUUCAUUCUUUGCUUCCUUGAUUCUAAGAGCACUUCAGAAUUUGGUUUCACAUCACGACGUUGAGGACUUACAGCAGUAUUGCCCUGAAAUUCAUAUGUUUCUGUCCUACAUUUCACUAGAUAUAUUUCAUCAAAUAUGUUAGUGUCACUCAAGCACUAUUUCAUUUAUUAAUGCCAGGCUUUGGGAGAUGGUGUCUGUCUUAUGAAUUUUUUUCUCCCAAACAUUUGGCAAAGUAAAUCAAGACAUGGAAACCUGCUGAAAUGUAAUCGUAAAGUGCAAGUUGCAAGGAAGUAUUUCAAGAUUUUAGGCUUUAUGUAGAGUAUAACCUUCAAGAAGCUUUCUGGCUUAAUUAACUUUGCUCAUAAUGGAGAAUGACUGGAAGCCUGCCUCUGUUUCUGUGUGGAUGUUCGCAUGUCCCGACAGCCUCCGUGGGUUAUUUAACCCAAGGUGAGGUUGCGGUGCAAAUGUGUGUGCAUGUGUGUGUGCCAUUUUGUUUAACCCUCACAUAACCCAUGCUCGCUGGGUUCGAUGACAUAACAACCCCUGAGAAGCGCAUCAUUGGUUAAAUAACUCACAACAAGUUUGUCAUCACAACCUUUGUGUGUGUAUAUAUAAAAUGCCAUUUUGAAGAAUACUGAUUCUGUGAGAAAUUUAUUUCUAGUUCUAUUUAAACUUUAUACUUGGCUCUGUUACUCUGUACAAACAGUAAGAGCACAGACUUUUUAUCCCAUGGAGUCUUCCCAGAUUUGUUUUUUUUAAAAUAUAUAAAGUGUAAUGGUGAAUUAAGAGGAUGAAGUUCAUUUGAAGUUUACAUCAAGUGUUCAGAACUGAAAGCUGUUUUGUUAACUACCAUUCCUUAUCUGUAUUUUCACGGGAGAUCAUGUUAGUGAUUUGCUAUUCUAUUAUAUGCAUAUGUCUAAACAAUAAAUAUUUUACAUACCUUU